Molecule: messenger RNA, 2764 nt
Organism: Xiphophorus maculatus (southern platyfish)
Lineage: Eukaryota; Metazoa; Chordata; Actinopteri; Cyprinodontiformes; Poeciliidae
Gene: kbtbd2
Product: kelch repeat and BTB domain containing 2
Exons: 4
Coding region: 521-2419 (632 amino acids)
Molecular function (GO): protein binding
Source: RefSeq, a predicted model, not a curated record
GGUUUGAGUGCAGUAUCCUCAGUUGGCCUCUGCUCUGUAGAGGCGCCUUUGAUGCACUAAGAGGUUUGUCCGCUGCUCGGCGCCGACUCAUAACAGUCUUUAUCGUCUCCUUUCGGCCUCAGGGUUCCAGUUUACUCUUCAUACCGACGGAAAAACAUCAGGACGGUUCAGUGAGUGGCGCUCGCCGACGAUCAAAUUGCCCUUGAUGUGACGGCGCCGCGGCAGAGUUGCCCUCUCUACCUCCGAUCGCCCUCCGUGCCUCUCCGCAUGACGUCCGAUGACCGCUGACCCUCGGAGGGGAAACCCCAUCCUCACCCUGCAUCCCCCACUUCCUGUGGACUCCUGAUACCGCCCCACCCCGCACCGCCGCCACCAUCUGACACCUCCACCUGUUCCCAGUGGAGGUGUGGAGGACCAGAGAAUAAAUUUCCCCUUUUCAAAUUUCUCCUGGUUGGUUUGAGUCCGGUUCUGCCGGCCACGCGAGUUUUCAAAGCUGGGGCGCGAUUCCUGGGAUGCAACCAUGUCGGGUCUGAGUGAGCGCAGGCCGGUCAACACGGACUACGCCAUCUCGCUGCUGGAGCAGCUCAAGUUCUUCUACGAGCAGAAGCUUCUGACGGAUGUGGUGUUGCUGGUGGAGGACGCGGAGUUCCCGUGUCACAAGAUGGUUCUGGCCACGUGUAGCUCCUAUUUCAGAGCGAUGUUCAUGAGCGGCCUCAGCGAGAGCAAGCAGACCCACGUCCACCUGAGGAACGUGGACCCCGCCACGCUGAAGAUCAUCAUCGCCUACGCCUACACGGGCCACCUGGCCAUCAGCGACAGCACGGUGGAGCCGCUCUACGAGACCGCCUGCUUCCUACAGGUGGAAGACGUCUUGCUGCAGUGCAGAGACUACCUGGUGAAGAAGAUCAACGCUGAGAACUGCGUCCGCAUGCUGAGCAUCGGCGACCUCUUCAGCUGCAGCGAGCUAAAGCAGAGCGCCAAGCGCAUGGUGGAGCACAAGUUCCCCAGAGUUUACCGACAGGAGGCCUUCCUGCAGCUCUCCCAUGAGCUGCUCAUUGACAUCCUGAGCAGUGACAACCUCAACGUGGAGAAAGAGGAGACGGUGCGUGAGGCGGCCAUGUUGUGGUUAGAGUUCAACAUGGAGGCACGCUCGCAGCACCUGUCCUCCGUGCUGAGCCAGAUCCGCAUCGACGCGCUGUCGGAGGUGACCCAGCGCGCCUGGUUCCAGGGUCUGCCGCCCAACGAUAAGUCGGUGGUGGUGCAGGGCCUCUACAAGUCCAUGCCCAAGUUCUUCAAGCCUCGUCUGGGCAUGACCAAGGAGGAAAUGCUGAUCUUCAUGGAGGCCAUGUCGGAGACGCAAGGCGAGAGCUACGUCACGUCGACGUCCACGCCUACGACGAUAGUGUGUUACAGCCCGCAGGCGGAGAAGGUGUACAAGCUGUGUAACCCGCCGGGAGACCUGCAGAAAGUCGGGACCCUUGUUACCCCCGACAAUGACGUCUACAUCGCCGGCGGUCAGAUCCCCCUCAAAAACUCAAUAGCCAACCAUGGCAGAAGUGGGAAGCUACAGGCCGUGUUCCGCUCGGUCGACAGCUUCUUCUGGUUGGAUGCGCAGCAGAACGCCUGGGUGCCGAAGACCCCCAUGCUGUGCGCCCGCAUCAAGCCGUCGCUGGUCUACUGCGACGGCUACAUUUAUGCAAUCGGCGGCGACAACGUGGGCGGGGAGCUGAACAAGCGCACGGUGGAGCGCUAUGACUGCGAGAAGGACGAGUGGACUAUGAUGAGCCCACUUCCCUUUGCCUGGAACUGGAGCACCUCGGUGGUGGCUCACGACUGCAUCUACGUGAUGACGCACGACCUGAUGUACUGCUACUUCCCCCGCGCCGACGCCUGGGUGGAGAUGGCCAUGCGCAAAACCAGCCGCUGCUUCGCCUCUGCCGCUGCCUUCGGCGACCUCAUCUUUUACAUCGGCGGCCUCCACGUGGUCAGCAACUCCGGCAUCCGCAUGCCGACCAGCACCAUCGACGGCUCCUCGGUCACCGUGGAGAUCUACGACGUCAACAAGAACGAGUGGCGCCUGGCCGCCAACAUCCCGGCCAAGCGCUACUCGGACCCGUGCGUGCGCGCCGUGGUGCUGCUCAACUCGCUCUGCAUCUUCAUGAGGGAGACCCACAUGAACGAGCGCGCCAAGUACGCCAUCUACCAGUACGACACGGAGCUGGACCGCUGGUACCUGCGGCAGCCUGUGUCUGAACGCGUCCUCUGGGAUCUGGGGAAGGACUUCCGCUGCGCCGUAGGGAAACUUUACCCUUCCUGUUUGGAGGAGUCUCCAUGGAAACCGCCGACGUACCUCUUCUCCCCCGAUGGCGGUGAGGAGUUCGAGGUGGACGGAGAGCUGGUGACCCUCCCCCACGUAUAGCUUCUACCUCCCCCCCUCCAUGACAUAGUGGAGGAACAUUGAGGAAGGGGGGCUCUGUAGCGUUAGCGUGAAAAGUGCGAAGGGUCCACCGGACUCGAUUCCCCUCGAAUAUAAACCCAUUCUCCUUUUGGUUCUGUUUUAUUUUGUCAGUGGUGACAUCUGUUAGAUAUUAUGUCGGUCAUACUGUUUCUACAAUGUGAUAAUCUCAAACUAAUUUUGUGAUGAUGAUGAUGAUGAUGAUGCACUUAACUGGUAAACCUUCUGGUUAACGGAAACUGUACCAAAAUCUCUUCUUUCUGCUAAAGAAAUACUCCACAGAAAAUCAAAGAUCACUGCAACUGGACG